GACAGACAGUCCGAUUGCCUCUUCUCCGGACGUAAUUCGGCGAGCCACUCCCUCGAGUUGUAUGUAUCCAGCUUAAUGCAAUAAUGGCAUGAACCAGACCCAAACGAUCGUUUAUUUCCUGAUUCUGAAAGUCCGGGUUUAAUCCUUUCGUAUCGCGCGUAUCAUUAUUUCCUUCUUAGACGGUUGCAUUUUUCCACACCACCACCACCAGAUCAAUCAACCACCCACGCCACCCACCAUGUCCUCAUCCCUCUCCGCCGCGCUGGAGAAAAUCCACCUCCACGACCCCGCCAACCAAAUAAAGAGCGAUCAGAAAAAGCCACGCGCGCGGCAACGACAACGCCGACGACAAGAACCCCUGACGCCGUUCCGGUUCUUCGACCUGCCGGGGGAAAUCCGGCUCCGAAUCUACGGCUACGUGCUGUUCACGCCGCGGCGGCGACAAACCACGCGGUUCACCGGCAGCGUGGGCGCCUCCAGCAAGCGGAACCCAUUCAUAUCACCGACGUCGCACCGGCUCGCGCUCUUCCUGACCUCGAAGCGCAUGCACGAAGAAGCCUCGGACCACUUCUUCUCGAUGCAGACGUUCCGCCUCUUCCCGCUGCAGGACUACUCGCGCAUGCCGACGAUCCGGGCCAUCGCGCCGACAUACCGGCGGUCGAUCGCGGCCAUCGAGCUGAUCCUGGGGUCGAGCUGGACGGCGCCGCCGGCGUCGUGGACGGUGGACCGCAGUCUCGGGCUGGAGGACAUGGUGCGGGUGCGCACGUUCAAGCUGUUUAUCGAGGUGGAUCCGUCGCAUCCGGUCUUCGAGGGGUUCCGGGUGUCCGAGGGGUUUUAUACGGAUUUUGCCGGGGAGCUGUUGCAGAAGGUGCUGGCGGCGGUGCCGGCGUUGGAGUUCGUCGAGUUUGAUGGGUGGCCAUCUGUGCGGAAGAGCGGGGCGUUGAUGAAGAGGUUGUUGCAGGAGGUGAGGGCCGCGGGGAAGAAGAUUGCGUGGGGGCCCGAACGGGGCUGGACGGAUUAUGAUGGCGAGGAGGAUUGUGAUGAUCCGCAUGGCUUGAGGGAGCAGGAGGAGCGCAUGAAGCAGCAUCAGCUGGAGCGGGAGCGGAGAGAGCAGCGGGAACGCGAGUGGGCGCGUGUGCAGGCUGCUUCCCUGCCUCUGCCUCUGCCUCUGCCGCAGGCGCAGGCGCUGCCCUGGCUGGAUUUAUGAUGAUUGGCAUGAUGAUGUGAACAUGAUUUGCGGGCUUUGAAAGGGGGAGUAGACUUUGGACAUAUAUUAUCAUAUAGAUGCAUAUAGAUUGUUUGCUUAGAAU
This is a messenger RNA of Aspergillus heteromorphus CBS 117.55, 1310 nucleotides long. RefSeq lists its product as uncharacterized. The record is from RefSeq and is a predicted model, not a curated record. The coding region runs from base 239 to 1207 and encodes 322 amino acids. The transcript has a single exon. Lineage: Eukaryota; Fungi; Ascomycota; Eurotiomycetes; Eurotiales; Aspergillaceae.